GGAGGGAAGGUAUGGCAGAUUCCUGCUCCUGAGAGAUGUCACAGCUGAGCCUCUCCUGGCUGGGACUGGGGCCUGAGGUGGCCUUCCCAUGGCAGACCCUGCUACUGCUUGGGGCCUCCUGGAUCCUGGCCCGAAUUCUGACCCAGAUCUACGCUGCCUAUAGGAACUUUCGUCGCCUCCGUGGCUUCCCUCAGCCCCCCAAACGGAACUGGCUUAUGGGUCAUGUGGGCAUGGUCACUCCUACAGAGCAGGGCUUGAAGGAAUUGACUCGGUUGGUGGGUACCUACCCCCAAGGCUUUUUGAUGUGGAUUGGGCCAAUGGUCCCCGUUAUUACUCUGUGCCACUCUGACAUCGUCCGAUCUAUCCUCAAUGCCUCAGCUGCCGUUGCGCUCAAGGAUGUGAUAUUCUACAGCAUCCUCAAGCCUUGGCUGGGGGAUGGGCUCCUGUUGAGUGCUGGUGACAAGUGGAGCCGCCACCGCCGCAUGCUGACACCUGCCUUCCACUUCAACAUCCUGAAACCCUAUGUGAAGAUUUUCAACGACAGCACCAACAUCAUGCAUGCCAAGUGGAAACGGUUGAUUUCAGAAGGCAGUUCCCGUCUGGACAUGUUUGAGCACGUCAGCCUCAUGACUCUGGACAGUCUGCAGAAAUGUGUCUUCAGCUUUGACAGCAACUGCCAGGAGAAGUCCAGUGAAUAUAUUGCUGCCAUCCUGGAGCUCAGUGCCCUAGUGGCCAAAAGGCACCAGCAGCCUUUGCUGUUCAUGGACCUGCUGUACAAUCUCACCCCUGAUGGGAUGCGCUUCCGUAAGGCCUGCAACCUGGUGCAUGAAUUCACGGAUGCCGUCAUCCGGGAGCGGCGCCACACCCUCCCAGAUCAGGGUUUGGAUGAGUUUCUCAAGUCUAAGGCCAAGUCCAAGACGUUGGAUUUCAUUGAUGUGCUGCUGCUGACCAAGGAUGAAGAUGGAAAGGAGCUGUCAGAUGAGGACAUCAGAGCGGAGGCCGACACCUUCAUGUUUGAGGGCCAUGACACCACAGCCAGUGGCCUCUCCUGGAUUCUAUACAACCUGGCGAAGCACCCAGAAUACCAGGAGCGCUGCCGGCAGGAAGUUCAGGAGCUUCUGAGGGACCGAGAUCCUGAGGAGAUUGAAUGGGACGACCUGGCCCAGCUGCCCUUCCUGACCAUGUGCAUCAAGGAGAGUCUGCGGCUGCACCCCCCAGUCACGGUCAUCUCCCGAUGCUGCACCCAGGACAUUCUGCUCCCAGAUGGCCGGACCAUCCCCAAAGGUAUCAUCUGCCUCAUCAGUAUCUUUGGAAUUCAUCACAACCCGUCUGUGUGGCCGGACCCUGAGGUCUACAACCCCUUCCGCUUUGACCCUGAAAACAUCAAAGACAGCUCACCUCUGGCAUUUAUUCCCUUCUCGGCGGGGCCCAGGAACUGCAUAGGUCAGACUUUCGCCAUGAGCGAGAUGAAGGUGGCACUGGCACUAACACUGCUGCGCUUCCGACUCCUACCGGACGACAAGGAACCGCGCAGGCAGCCAGAGCUGAUCCUGCGCGCCGAGGGCGGGCUGUGGCUGCGGGUGGAGCCGCUGAGCGCGGGCGCACAGUGACCUCACAGUUGGUCUGGAGCCCCCCCACCAUCCUACCUCUGAGGAUCCCAGAAUGAACAGAACUGUCACCCAUACCAGAAUCUUACGGAGGGCCAGCAGGGGGCGCUGUGAAUCCAGUGAGUGGGUGAGAGAGGCCAGUUAGUGUCUGAGCCAAAGACCUUUGACUUAGUCUAACUGAUCGCCAGCCUUUUAUGAUAAGGUGCAUUCUCCUCCAACCAACCUGGACUAUUCUCUGGACAAUAGGAAGCCAAAGAAACGUCUGAGCAAGAGACCAGAACGAAAGGCAAAUUUGAGCUCUGAUUCUCGCAGCAAAUCCCUUAUUCAGCUCCAUUUCCAUUAUUUUGACCUACAUUCUAAUCAUCUAAUAAAUAAAUUCUCUCACCUCGGAAUUACUUUUCUGUGGGCACUAAAUUACUGUGCUUAUUAAACCAUAAGACCGGCAA
Rattus rattus (black rat) is the source of this 2053-nucleotide messenger RNA. RefSeq names its product cytochrome P450 4F1. Bases 36 to 1610 code for a protein of 524 amino acids. The transcript has 13 exons. Gene Ontology annotation, molecular function: heme binding; oxidoreductase activity, acting on paired donors, with incorporation or reduction of molecular oxygen; iron ion binding. The record is from RefSeq and is a predicted model, not a curated record. NCBI's taxonomy places the organism in Eukaryota, Metazoa, Chordata, Mammalia, Rodentia, Muridae.